Aspergillus fumigatus Af293 is the source of this 771-nucleotide messenger RNA. RefSeq lists its product as uncharacterized. NCBI's taxonomy places the organism in Eukaryota, Fungi, Ascomycota, Eurotiomycetes, Eurotiales, Aspergillaceae. The record is from RefSeq and is a predicted model, not a curated record.
AUGAAAAUCGCCUACACAGCGGUUCUUGUUUUCCUUUUGUCGUCCACCAGUGUCACUUCCUAUAGGAUUCCGCAGUCGGAUCUGGUCGCUCGUGAUGUAGUCGCUGUCGAUUCAUUUCGAGCCCCAGAUCUCGAAAAACGUCGAGGAGGAGGCGGUGGACGAGGUGGCGGAAGCGGAGGAUCCGGUGGGGGACGCAGUGGAAGCGGCGGAAGCGGUAGUUCAUCGGGUUCCGGUGGGCGUACAGGAGGCUCAUCUCGCCCUGGUUCCACCUCUAGUAGCAAUCGCAUUGGCGGUGCCUACUACGCUGGCGGCGCCACAUCUACAUACAGGGCCGGCACGCGAUCUCCUCUGGGAGUCACUCCUUUCCUUUUGCCAGUCGCUGCACUGGCCAUCUUCCCUGGUAUCUGGCUCUACGGAGCAUAUGCAUACCCGUACAGUCAUCGUUACAACUAUACAAAUGAAACUUCUCGCCAAAACGAAUCAUUGCCGGUAGUCUGCUUGUGUCAAGAAUACUCAGAUUGCGGCUGUGACGAUAACAAUAACAGCACCUACUAUCAAUCACUGUUCAAUGGCACUCAACCUGUGAACUCGAGUAUCGCCAAGGUUGUCAACGCCAACGGAACCGAGACCAUCUACAUUAACGGAACUGUGCCGAACGCAACGGACUCUACGAGCUCGUCCACCUCCUCAGCUCCCGCUACAGCCCUUCUUGAGGCUAGUGGAUACUGGGUUAUGGUCGCUCUGGUGGCUAGUAUGGUUUGGGCGCUAUGA